This is a messenger RNA of Ruditapes philippinarum (Manila clam), 1250 nucleotides long. Its product is annotated as tudor and KH domain-containing protein-like. Lineage: Eukaryota; Metazoa; Mollusca; Bivalvia; Venerida; Veneridae. Gene Ontology annotation, cellular component: nucleus; cytoplasm. Gene Ontology annotation, biological process: regulation of gene expression. The record is from RefSeq and is a predicted model, not a curated record. The coding region runs from base 120 to 1235 and encodes 371 amino acids. The transcript has 8 exons. Gene Ontology annotation, molecular function: mRNA binding.
AGAAAUUUAGUCAAGUUACCUCCCUUUUAUCUUAAAACGUCAUUACGAUGUGAGAUCUGCAAAACGCUUCAGGUUGUGUGCUUUACUUGUAAAAUAAAGUUACUUGUAAUGUAUGGACAAUGUUUGAGAUAUCUCAGCAAGGGAAGUUGGUGAUUCUAGGUAUUGGUAUUCCUACAACACUUGGUCUACUGUAUUACCUGCUGAAAAGUUCAUCAGAAGAUGAAUAUGAUGAAGUAGCUAGUGGGAAAUCUUCGGUGGCAACAGCGACUUCACGACAAACUGUAAUUGAGCUACAGGUUCCCCGUAAAGCUGUUGGAGCAGUGAUUGGUCGACAAGGUGCUACAAUUAAAGAGAUUCAAGAGCAGACAGGGGCUAGAGUGAAUUUCAAAGAAGACUCAAAGUUUGAAGAUGCAGACAGAACUGUCAUCAUCCGGGGCACACCAGAAUCGGCUCAAUCUGCUGAGUGCCGAAUACGCCACAUCCUGGCCAAUAUGCCUGUAAUGGUACAGUCCGAAAUGGAAGUGCCCAAAUAUGCUCUAGGAAGAAUUAUUGGUAGAGGAGGUGAAAGCAUUCGCCACAUGUCACGGGCAUCACAGACCAAAAUUCUUAUAGAUAAAACAAGGAGUGGUUCUCAUGACAAACCUCAAAUUAUCACCAUCGUUGGCUCACAAGACCAGAUCAUUGUUGCUAAGAGUCUGAUUCAAGAGAAGCUUGAUGAGGAAGAAGAAUUUAGAGCAAGAUCAGCUGUGUCUGCUGCCAACAGAGAAACUAGACAGAAAGAUUUUAAAAACAACCAAUCAAAUGACAGAAUGACGCAUUCUGCAAACAGUAAAGACCCAGUACACACUGAUAAUUGUGAAAGUUACAAUACUGAGACUAUUGAGAGUAAAGACUUGUACACAUACACUGGGUUUCCUAAGGGGAGAGAUUUUGUGGAGGUAUAUGUUUCUGCCAUAGCAACACCUGGUCAUUUCUGGGUACAGGUUAUAGGUGCGAUGGCUUUAGAGUUGGAUAAGCUGUCAGAUACCAUGACUCGGUUCUACAAUAGUGAAGGACAGAAACAACUGCUGCCAUCAGUUGUGAAGGGAGAUAUUGUUGCAGCGCCAUUUGAAAAUGACCGGACCUGGUACAGAGCUAAAGUGAUGGACAUAAAAGAAUAUGAGCUGGAUUUGUUCUACGUAGAUUAUGGAGACAGUGCCUAUAUGGAUUCCUCCCUAGUGAAGUCGUUAUGGUGAUUUUAUGUAUUUAUU